ACUAUAAUUUAUAAUACAUUCAGCCAAAGAACACUAUUCAAACACUAAGAUGUUAGCGCCAGCCAAAUACAGCGUCAUGUCCCGCCUGCCUAUUAUUUCCGUAAUUAUAUUGGCCUGCUUACCAGCUGUUAUAGAAGGCCGUUCCCGCGACAAAGAAGGCCGAAGACGCAAUGAUCGCAUUUCAUCGGGUUCUGCGACCUUAACAAAUCAAUACAAUGUCUAUGGUACGGGGAUAUCUUCGGCAUCUUUCGCUUCGUCUGUUUAUUCCACCUCCUUUAAUGGUCCAAUGGAUACUACCGGUUUUUGUACAAGACGUCGCGACAUGAAGCUAAUGUGUUAUUGCACACCCGAUGAAAAUCACGUUCCGGUACAAAAAGCUGAAUGCUGGGUUUUCUCUGAUGGCUUGUUAUUAAAUGACACUACUUGGACCAGAUUUUAUCAGCAAAGACGUUUACGUGAUUUAAAAUUUGUUAUACAAAAUCAUGGACGUUUAGAUUAUAUACCCACCAUGAUAUUGGAACCGUUGCAAAAUUUAACAAGCAUUAGCAUUGAAUACUCGCAAGUCGAAAUUGUUAAGAGUUACGCUUUUGCUAACUUGCCUCAAAUGGAACGUAUUGUAUUGACAAAUAAUCAGAUAGUAGCUUUGGAUCAGGAGGCUUUUGCUAACCAUAUACGUCUGCGUGACCUGAAUUUGGAGCAUAAUCAAAUCUUUGAAAUUGAUCGUAACGCUUUUCGCAACUUACCACUAUGCGAGAGAAUAUUCCUGAACAACAAUAAUAUAUCGAAUUUACAUGACGGCCUCUUUAUGGACUUAGGCCGCUUGAUAUUUUUGAAUUUGGCCUAUAAUCAAAUAUCUGUCUUAACUAGUGAAAUUUUCAAGGGCCUUGGCAACUUAAACGUUCUCAAGUUGACGCACAACAAUAUCAAUUUUAUUGGCGAUACGGUAUUUGCGGAGCUAUGGAGUUUAACAGAACUGGAAUUGGAUGACAACCGUAUUGAGCGUAUUUCCGAACGUGCUCUCGACGGUCUAAACAAUUUGAAAACAUUAAAUUUGCGCAAUAAUCUAUUGAAGAAGCUCGACAACGGUCUUUUGCGUGGCACACCUGCUUUACUUUCGAUUAAUGUACAAAGCAAUGACUUGGAGACAUUAACAUUUUAUACAUUUCAACCAAUUAUGGACAAUUUGGUUAAUAGCAGCAGCGAACUCCUGGUGUCCGAUAACAAUUUCAUUUGUGAUUGUCGCCUGCAGUGGCUGUAUGAAUUGAAAAAUCGUACGCGUCACCAGCAAUUGCGUGACUCUCUGGAAGAGUUUGUGUGCACUCUGCAAGAACCGCAUCUCUACAAUUUCAUUGAGCCGGUACCGACGCAUAUAUUGGAUCUGUUAAAUAUAGGUGGUCUGGGCGGCUUGAGCGGUAUCAGUAGUGAUAAAUUUGUGAUGAAUGUGGCCAAUAAUAGGAAACGAAUGUCGAAAACACGUCCACUUUUAAGCAAUCAAAGACGUAACACAAACAAUCAAGUUGAUGGACAAAUGCAAUUAACAGAUGAUCAUUUGGAAGGGCACAAGCAUGCAGUCAGUUUGAAACGGAAGCGUGCUCUUAGUUCGGUGUCACAAUAUCAAGGUGUCGGCUUGGACGCAAGUAGCAGUACAAGCAGCAGCAGCAGCAGCAGCAGUAGCAGUAGCAGUGGCAGCAGUGGCAGCAGCAUUGCGAGUGGUAACAAUAAAGCUACUAUCGAAAGUCAUUAUAUAUUUGGAGGAACAGAUAAUGGCAAUGGUCCCCACGAUUACUACGACGAUGCGCUUCGAAUGGGAGAUGAAUUGCAGCUGAUCAGCAAACAAAAUUCUUUAUUCCAGCAGCAUGACAAUGAUGUCUUAAAUGCUAAUCAUGAAAAUCAAGUAGACAACAUUGAUAUGUUGCCUAAGCAACCGUUGGGCUUCAAGGUGCGUUUAUUCAUUUUGAAGCCUGCAUUAUUACCCUGCCAUGAUGAGCUAAGUGAUCCCACAGAGUUGCCGUUGUCGCGCGACCUUAUGGACGCACGUAGUAGUAAUGUGCAAAUUUUGCCAGUCGGUGCGGCAGCAACAAUCUCUGUAAAUUUUCAUCUUUUACUGCUGUUACUUGCUAUAGUUUGCGGUACACAGGUAGGUUAAGUUUACAGAUAUCAUAACAAACUAGCACGUGGCCAUAUUUAAGUAUUUAUUUUAAAUUUAAGCCAAACGGUUAGAUUUUAAUUUAAUACGCAACAAUGCAACAUUUCAU
Glossina fuscipes is the source of this 2255-nucleotide messenger RNA. It is a transcript of the gene Con, whose product is annotated as connectin. Gene Ontology annotation, molecular function: protein binding. The transcript has 4 exons. The record is from RefSeq and is a predicted model, not a curated record. The coding region runs from base 50 to 2146 and encodes 698 amino acids. NCBI's taxonomy places the organism in Eukaryota, Metazoa, Arthropoda, Insecta, Diptera, Glossinidae.